ACAAAUUGCUGCCGCCAAACGCUCUAAUUUCUAUAGGAGUGCUUUUUUCAAGAAUUUUUAAUUUUUUUACAAUUAACAAAAACACAGAUUUAAAAAAAAAUGGAUUUCAAUACAUUGUUGCAGCAAGCACAACGCUUAACCAACGAGACGCAGAACUCCGAGGAGUUGCCGCGUGUUGAACGUACAAUUUCGCAAGUUUUGCAGGCGACACAGGAGCUGCACUCACGUGUUACUCAAACUGGCGCGCAGGACAUACAGGCCCACAUUCUACUCGGUUCAAAAGGCAUAGAUCUUCCGAAAAUUUCGCAAAAGUUGGAGGCAUUAAAUGCACGAAAAACUUUUGAGCCCCUUGAUCCUAUUGCCGAUACUGACGUGCGUGGUUUUUUGAAGAACGAAAAGGAAAACGCUAUAUUAUCCAUGAUCGAAGAAGUUAACCGAAGUACAUUUGAGGCGGCAGAAAAGCGCCGCUGGGAGUGUAUACGUAAUGAAUGGCAACAGGACAAGGUAAAGCUGUUGAAUGCAAUGGUUGGCCCAUCACAGAACUGGAUCGAUAUACAAAAAUUACCGGAACAAACUGUGCAAAAAUGA
Messenger RNA from Rhagoletis zephyria (snowberry fruit fly), 588 nucleotides. RefSeq names its product nuclear pore complex protein Nup93-like. Gene Ontology annotation, cellular component: nuclear pore. Gene Ontology annotation, biological process: protein import into nucleus; poly(A)+ mRNA export from nucleus. The record is from RefSeq and is a predicted model, not a curated record. Lineage: Eukaryota; Metazoa; Arthropoda; Insecta; Diptera; Tephritidae. Gene Ontology annotation, molecular function: structural constituent of nuclear pore.